AUGCAUAUUCAAUUGACAUUAGUUUCUUGUAUUAUUUGGUUUCAAAUGGGCGUUCUUGGCGAGCUGAGCCCAAGUUCAUGUUCUCUUCUUCGUACAGCGGCCAGCAUCAGUAAUAUUGUACCUGAGGUUGUGAAAAUAGCAAUGCGUUACUAUCGUGUUUCAUCAUCAACACAACGUUCAGCUGAACAUCAUCGUCAGAAACGUUUUCUUUUCGAUGAUAAUGUCGAGAAAAAUUCGGGGCUUGACAAUAUAAAAGCAUCUUUACUUGAACAAAUGGCUACUAAUGCAUUCAAAAAUGUUAAUUUUACUGCAGUAGCUAUAUCACUACUUAAUAGCAAUGAAACUGUGAAUAAAAUUCGACAAAACGUUCAGAGUGAUGCCAUUAUUCGGGCUGCUAUGCGUAAUAUAGAUUAUGAAAAAUUAGGAAGAAGUUUAUGGUAUGCUGCUGAAGCUGAAUUUAAUUUCGAAGAUCUAAUGAGAAACAUAGUUAAUAUAACUCGUAUGAAUCUCGUACAUGAAGAACUUCGUAAUAAUGGUACUUUACCAGAUUGGUUUAUUAAGAGCAUUCAUCCAAAUUUGAAUGUUCAAACUGUUCAUCGUAUGCUUGAAGAAAUGAAAAGUUUGGGACAUAAAUUUGUUACAAUAAUGAAUAGUACAAAAGAUUUAGAUGAUUAUUUAUUUAAUAUGGUACAAGAAAAUAUCUUAACACCAAUGGGAAAAACUAUUCAGAAAAUAAAAGAUGAAAAACCAGCAACACUGGAUCAAUUAGUUGAAAUAAUUUUAUAUAAUGCUAACAAAAUUAUUACAGAAAGAUUAACUGAAAUAAGUAAGCCGAUCACUAUGGAUGAAACUAGACGAAAAUCAUCACCAUCAGUGAUAAUAACCACAUCAGACGAUGAAAACUACGAUGAUGUUAAGCUGUUCUUUUAUCAAUGUGCCAUAGCUGUUGAUUCAAUGGGACAAACAAUGCGAAUUAUGUUCAAAGCAUUUGAACAACUCUACUGUGCAACUAUAUGGGACUGA
Messenger RNA from Rotaria socialis, 1023 nucleotides. The record is from the annotation of a GenBank genome assembly. NCBI's taxonomy places the organism in Eukaryota, Metazoa, Rotifera, Eurotatoria, Philodinida, Philodinidae.